AUGGGUUUAAAAUGUUUAGUGAUUUUAUUUGGUUUGUUAAAGUUUUGCGAGCUUAAUGAGACCAUACAUAGAGACACUUUAUCAAGAGUUGCGAAUAGCAAAGCAACAGGUGGAAUAUAUUUAACAAAGUGGAAUAGAGGCUUAGAGAGAGGUCAUCAGGACACAAAAAAGCUUGAACAUAGAUUUUGGCCCCCGGUCCAAAGAGAUAGUAGAUUCCUAUCUCUUUUUACCGUGGUAACAUUCCCGAACGGUGGAUGUGCUGGUGCGUCUGGAGACAACGGCACUUGUAUGACUGCACGUGAAUGCACGUCAAGAGGUGGCUCUGCUAACGGUUAUUGCGCGAAUGGAUUUGGACUUUGCUGCAUUUUUAUGACAUCUUGUGAUAGCAGUACAUCGGAAAAUAGUACAUAUUUUGUUAAUUCUGGAUAUCCAGCGCCGUACGAGGGUACAGGAUCUUGUGAAUUAUCAGUUAUUAAGGCGCACCCAGACGUUUGUCAAAUAAGGUUAGACUUCGACCGUUUCUCAAUAGCGGGUCCAGAACAGGUUAACCACGUUUGCAACCAAGAUCAGUUCAUUGUCUCCGGCGGCAACCCUAUUCCAGCUAUAUGUGGAUCGAACCAAGGCAGUCACAUGUACGUUGACGCUGGUAUUGGAACAAUAAAUCCAGUUAAACUUACUUUCGUCACAAGUGGAAACCCUUUCGAGAGGCUAUGGAAGAUAAAAGUAACGCAAAUACCUUGCAACACUAUUUACAGAGCAGAUGAAGGAUGUCUUCAAUAUUACACUGGAGUCUCUGGACAGCUCCGAUCCUUUAACUAUCAUCCUGUAACAGGCUUACAGCUCAGCAACCAAGACUAUGGCAUUUGUAUUAGAAUGGAAAGAAACUUCUGUGGUAUCCAGUACACUGCUUGCGCCGACACAGUCAAUAAUCGUUCCCGAGCAUUUACUCUCACUGGCAACAGUAAUAAUCCAGUUAACUCUAUGAUUGGCUCCGGUUCUGGUGCAAACAAUUGCGCCAAUGAUUGGCUGCUAGUUCCGUGCGCUGCCAAUGUUGGACGAUUACAACCGGCACAAGCUUUAUGCACUGAUAGAAUUUGCGGGGGAACAUUCUCGGCUGACCUGUCUAUGCAAUCCUCAUCCGUAUUAAGUACAGUCAAACCUUUUCGUCUAUGGUUUCACACGGACAAUACAGAAGCGCCUGCUGACAUAGGAAAUAGAGGAUUCUGUUUAAAUUAUAUACAACAACCAUGCACAAAUAAUCUUAUUUAA
Parnassius mnemosyne (clouded apollo) is the source of this 1269-nucleotide messenger RNA. NCBI's taxonomy places the organism in Eukaryota, Metazoa, Arthropoda, Insecta, Lepidoptera, Papilionidae. The record is from the annotation of a GenBank genome assembly.